Messenger RNA from Rotaria socialis, 645 nucleotides. The record is from the annotation of a GenBank genome assembly. NCBI's taxonomy places the organism in Eukaryota, Metazoa, Rotifera, Eurotatoria, Philodinida, Philodinidae.
AUGCCACGUUCCUAUUCUCGUUCUCGUUCACGUUCGCCAGUAACAUCAUCGUAUCGUCGUCAUUCACGUUCGCCAAGACGUAACAAUAAUGAUCAGGAAGAAGACGAUAACAAUAACUCUCGGUUACAUGUUGCUGAUUUAUCAUUAAAUUGUACGAAACGUCAAAUUGAAAAAGCAUUUGAAAAAUGGCCAAUAGCUGAAGUUUGGCAUGCUCAAGCAUCAUGUUUUGCUUUUGUUGUUCUACGUAAUCAUGAUGAUGUUCAACCAGCAAUUAAUGAACUUGAUGGCCGAUAUAUUGGUGAUGCACGUGUUCGUGUCACGUUAGCUCGACCACGUAUACGUGCUAGUGGUGGCGGUGGUGGUGGUCGAAGAUAUUUUGAUCCAAACAAGCGAUGCUAUCAAUGUGGCGGCCGUGGACAUUUCAGUCGUGAUUGUGGUAGUGAACAACAAAACAAGAAACGAUCUGGCAAUGGAUAUCGGUCACGUUCGCGAGAACGUCGUUAUGAACGAUCGCAUUCUCGAUCUCGUUCACGUUCACCUCGUCCACGUGUUAUUCGAGAAUAUCGUCGACGAUCACCACCAAGAUCGAAUUAUAAAUCACGUGACAAUGGUUCUGGUUAUUUUUCCAGUCCACCUCGAACAUAG